Messenger RNA from Polistes dominula (European paper wasp), 3751 nucleotides. It is a transcript of the gene Top1, whose product is annotated as DNA topoisomerase 1. Gene Ontology annotation, cellular component: chromosome; nucleolus. Gene Ontology annotation, biological process: DNA topological change; DNA replication; chromosome segregation. Gene Ontology annotation, molecular function: DNA binding; DNA topoisomerase type I (single strand cut, ATP-independent) activity. The record is from RefSeq and is a predicted model, not a curated record. NCBI's taxonomy places the organism in Eukaryota, Metazoa, Arthropoda, Insecta, Hymenoptera, Vespidae.
ACAUAUAUAUAUAUAUAUAUAUUUACGCGUGUUAGAAAGAAAAGUAGUAAAUAGAAAAAAUCAUCUGAUGAACGGUCACACCGAGGAUCGAAGGGGCGGAGUCAGGUAGGGGCAUGCGCAGUAACGCAUUUCAGAUACUUUGCCGUUGCAGUGUCUCGCUUCUCUAUCUAGUGGGGACUCUGUAGUAGACAGUUACGCACGAAGAGUAUAGUUAUAGCUGAGUCAGUACUCUGUGUGAGUGUGUUCCCGGUGCUCUUCUCAUUCUUGUAAGCUCUCUUGCUGCCAGAGUCUAUCAGCCGUGUGUUUCGAUACGGGCAGACAUGGAGCUCGAGCAACCGAUAUCGGAAGCUAAUUCCAAUUUAGAAAAACGGUCGAAGGAAAACAGCGUUGUGGGUAAUCAUAAUGAUGCUCAUUUGAAUGGCAUGUCUAAUGGAUUUGAUAGAAAAAAGGAACAUAAAUCCGAACAUAAAGAUAAAGAAAAGGAGCGAUCUCAUAAGUCUGAACAUAGAGAUAAAGACCGAAGUAAGGAAAAAGAAAAGAGUCACAAAAGCGAACACAGAGACAAGGAUAAAGACAGACACAAACAUAGUUCUAGUUCCUCCAAAGACAAGGAUAAACAUGAGAGUAGCAGCAGCAGCAAGGAUAAAGAUAGAGAAAAGAAGAGUAGUUCGUCGUCAACGAGUAAAGACAAAGAUCAUAAGCAUAGUGGAUCAUCAUCUAGUAAGGAUAAAGAAAAAGACAGAAGUAAAGAUAAAGAGCAUCAUCAUAAAUCUAGUUCCAGUUCAAAGGAAAAAGACAGAUAUCACAGUGGUUCCAAGGAUAAGGAAAGUUCCAAUAAGGAUAAAGAAAGUUCAAGGAGUAAAGAAAAGGAUAAGCAUAGGCAUAAUUCAGUGAGUUCAAAUUCUCGUGAUAAGGACAAAGAGAAAGAUUCUUCAAAGGAUAAAAAACAUUCAUCAUCAGAAAAAGAUAAGGAUAGACAUUCCACUUCUCAUUCUGGAGACAAAGAGAAACAUCGUUCCUCCGAUAGAGAAAAAGAUAAACAUAGUUCAUCUAGUAAGGAUAAACAUCGUCAUGAAAAAGAUAAGGAUCGUCAUAGGCAUGAUAAAGAAAAAUCUAAACAUCGAGAAGAAAAAGAUAAAAAGGAAAAAGAAAAGGAUGAAGUAAAAACGACGAAAGAUGUAGAAAUAAAAGUCAAUCAUCUUACAAGUGAAAGUUUUCGAUACAACCACGAUAUCAAACCAGACAUAAAAGAGGAACCAAUAUCGCAAAUAGAGCAAGAUGAAGAUGAUGAUGAUAGUGGUGAAGAACCACAUCUUUUCAUUAAGGAAGAAGAAGAUGAAGAAGAGCCUGUUAAAGAUGAAGCUAGCAUGGAUUCAACCACUGACACAAGACUUUCAGAUCUUCAUAAUACAACUCUUAAAACUGAAGAAGAAUCGGAGGAAGAUUUGCCAUUGUGCGCAAGAUUUACGUCAACACCAAAUGUUAAAAGAAAAAUUGAAUCGGAUGAUGAAGAAGAACUUCCACUUUCUGCUCGUAAAAAGGCCAAGAAAACUGGUUCCAAAAUAAAGAAAAAGAAACGGAAACAUGAUGAAGAAGAAUCUGAAGUAGACGAGAAGCCAAAGAAGAAAAGUAAUAACAAAAGUAUAAAAAGUGAAACAACUAGUCCCAGAAAGAAAAAGCAAGAGGAAGAGCAAGAUGUUUGGAAAUGGUGGGAAGAAGAAAAGAAGAACGAUGGAACCAAGUGGACAUUCUUAGAACAUAAAGGACCAGUUUUUGCACCACCGUAUGAACCACUUCCUCCUAAUAUUAAAUUUUAUUAUAACGGUAAAGAGAUGAAAUUGAGCGAAGGUGCAGAAGAAGUAGCAACCUUUUAUGCACGAAUGUUAGAUCAUGAUUACACGACUAAAGAAGCAUUUAAUACUAAUUUCUUUCAUGAUUGGCGAGAAGUAAUGACAGAAUCAGAAAGAAAUAAAAUAGUUGACUUGAGCAAGUGUAAUUUUAAAGAAAUGCAUGCAUAUUUUGUUCAAAAGAGUGAAGAAAGGAAAGCAAUGUCAAAAGAAGAAAAGAAAAAGAUAAAGGAGCAAAACGAAGAGAUUCAAAAAGAAUAUGGAUUUUGUGUUAUUGAUGGUCAUAAAGAAAAAAUAGGUAAUUUCAAAAUAGAACCUCCAGGACUUUUUAGAGGUCGAGGAGAACAUCCAAAAAUGGGAAAAUUGAAAAAGAGGGUUUUGCCUGAGGAUGUUCUCAUUAAUUGUUCAAAAGAUUCUAAUAUUCCAAAACCACCCAGUGGGCAUAAGUGGAAGGAAAUUAGACACGAUCCAAAUGUAACUUGGUUAGCUUCUUGGACAGAAAAUAUUCAAGGACAAGUUAAAUACGUUAUGCUUAAUCCUUCGAGUAAGUUAAAGGGAGAAAAAGAUUGGCAAAAAUAUGAAACUGCUAGAAAAUUAGCUGCAUCAAUUGAUAAAAUCCGUAAUGAGUAUAGAGAAGACUGGAAAAGUAAAGAAAUGCGCAUUAGACAAAGAGCUGUAGCGUUAUAUUUUAUUGAUAAGUUAGCACUUAGAGCUGGUAAUGAGAAAGAUGAAGAUCAAGCAGACACUGUAGGUUGUUGUUCUUUGCGUGUUGAACAUAUCACAUUGCAUGAACAGAAAGAUGGAAAAGAAUAUGUAGUUGUAUUUGAUUUCUUAGGUAAAGAUUCUAUAAGAUAUUAUAACGAAGUGCCAGUAGAGAAACGUGUCUUUAAAAAUUUGCAACUAUUCAUGGAAAAUAAAUCUCCCAAUGAUGAUUUAUUUGAUCGACUUAACACUACAGUUAUGAAUAAACAUUUGAAUGAAUUAAUGGAAGGUCUGACAGCUAAGGUAUUUAGGACAUACAAUGCAUCGUGGACAUUGCAACAGCAGUUAGAUAAGCUGACUAAUCCUGAUGACACGGAGGCUGAAAAAAUCUUGGCAUAUAAUAGAGCUAAUAGAGCAGUAGCUAUAUUAUGUAACCAUCAACGUUCUGUGCCAAAAACUCAUGCAAAAUCUAUGGAAAAUUUAAAAGCUAAAAUAGAGGCUAAAAAAGAAGCAAUAACUGAAGCAGAAUUACAAGUAAAAGAUGCAAAACGUGAUGCGAAACAUGGCUCAAUUAAAGAAAAAGUUGUCUAUGAAAAGAAGAAGAAAGCACUAGACCGUUUGAAGGAACAAUUGACAAAAUUAGAGGUUCAAGCAACCGAUAGAGAAGAAAAUAAAGAGAUUGCAUUAGGAACCUCCAAACUUAAUUAUUUAGAUCCAAGAAUUUCUGUCGCAUGGUGCAAGAAGCAUAAUGUCCCAAUUGAAAAAAUCUAUAAUAAAACUCAAAGGGAUAAGUUUAGAUGGGCGAUAGAUAUGGCUGGACCAGACUAUAUCUUUUAACCCCAUAAAAAAACUGCUUUUACGUAAUAACAUAUUUUUCGUUAAGAGUAUAUAGUGAAUUUCUGUCUUAUUAGGGAAAUACAAGAACGAUAUAAUUUUUUGUAUUUACAUGAAUAAAUAUAAGAACAGCUGGAUACGUUUUAUAUAGAAUAUUAAAAUUUGUAGUAAGGAGACUUGAUAUAUUCAGUAUAUAUAUUAUAUAUAAUUAAUAAUUAUUAAUGGGAUCGAAUCGAUCGCCUGGCAAUCAUGCAUAAAAAUUUUAGCGAUCAUUGUAUAUCUGCGUAAUAAUAGCGUUCAAUUAGAAUCGUAAAUAAUCAAGGAAAAAAAGUGAAUAGUUUGAUAAUUAAUAAUAAAAAAAAAAAAAA